Penicillium brevicompactum is the source of this 696-nucleotide messenger RNA. RefSeq lists its product as uncharacterized. The coding region runs from base 1 to 696 and encodes 231 amino acids. Lineage: Eukaryota; Fungi; Ascomycota; Eurotiomycetes; Eurotiales; Aspergillaceae. The transcript has 2 exons. The record is from RefSeq and is a predicted model, not a curated record.
AUGUCUACUCCAGAGCCAUUCCCAGCAGCAUAUUGCCCUCCAGUUGAUGACAUAAAAGAGGAAUCCUCGUCAGAAGAGUUUUCAUCAAAAGUCUUCCCACCAGGAGCUUUCCCAGCAGAAAAUUGCCUACCAGCAGACCGUGAACCGAUCAAUUCUUCAACAGAAUGUGUCCGUAAUUCCAUCCAAGACGAUGACCUCAGCUGGGAAGAAUUCACGGAUAGCGACUGUCAAUACGAGAUCCAAGAGAUAAAAGACCAACUGGAGGAUCUAGGACAACAACGCCUCUCACAGACCAAAAGACUCCAAGCCAUCGAAGCAAAGAUAGAAGACCUCUUCACCGAAAAGGAAAUCACAGCCCAGCUCUGGAACACUCUACGCGAGCCUAUCUUACACUCAUGGAGCGGCAAGCGUCCAUCGUCAAAAGUGGAUUGCCGUUUAGCCCUAUAUACCCACAGGGGCAAUAUCAGGGCUGAUAUCCGGGCCAUUGAUGCUAUGAGGUUCAUUGACGGCGAGGUGUUUCAAGGUUGGCAGGAUGCGUUUGAGGAUCGGUAUGGGGUUCCGUGGAAAGAGUGCAUGGAGACGAACUGUCUGCGUAAUGUGUCUUGGGAGGGUGUUCAGGUGUUCAACAUGCGGGCUUAUGUCUCGCAUAGGUUUCAAGGUCCUCGGGAGGAGAUUAUGAGGAUCUGUGAUAGUUGA